Molecule: messenger RNA, 368 nt
Organism: Rubroshorea leprosula
Lineage: Eukaryota; Viridiplantae; Streptophyta; Magnoliopsida; Malvales; Dipterocarpaceae
Source: the annotation of a GenBank genome assembly
CAUCUCUACUCCAGGGACUAAUUGCCUUUUUCCUCAAGAUCAAUUUUCCACACAGGGUGAUAACCAACUCUGAUAAAUGAUCUCAGUUGCAGGUGCAUUGUUAUGGAUUGUGUUGUGGUAUAACAAUCCAAUAAUCAGAGCUCCAGCAUUGCUGAUCAUGGGUGAGAUGGAUUAUUUCACAAAGUUCCCAGGGAUGGAGGACUACAAGAGAAGUGGGAUCUUGAAGUAGUUUGUUCCUGGUUGGACAUCGUCUUCGCGGUAGAUGGGGAUCAUUUUGUUCAAGAACAACUUCUAGCUCAUCAUAAUUUUCCUCAAAAAGACACAGCAGUUAAUUGAGGAUGGUUUAUGAAUAAAAGACCCAAUAUGUG